AUGCUUCGCACCGCUCUUCUCGUUGCUCUUUCUGCCUCUCCUCUCAUGGCCUGCUUCGGAGGUUCAGGAGGUGGAUGUUGCGCUCCAUCCAACCCUGGAUGCGGAGCUGGUGUACCACCAUGCUCUAGCUCCAGCUACGCUUCUGCCCCACCAGCUGGCGGUUACGCUACUGCCCCAGCCGCCGGAGGAUACGCUACUGCCCCAGCCGCCGGAGGAUACGCUGCCGCUCCAGCUCUCGGAGGAUACGCCGCUGCCGCUCCAGCCGGAGGAUACGCCGCUGCCGCUCCAGCCGGAGGAUACGCCGCUGCUGCCCCAGCCGGAGGAUAUGCUGCCCCAGCUCCAGUUUUCGGAGGUGCCCAAGUUGCUGAUGCCGGAUAUGCUGCCCCAGCCCCAGUUUUCGGAGGAGCUCAAGCUGCUGAUGCCGGAUACGCCGCUCAAGCCCCAGCUCAAGGAUAUGCCGCUCAAGCCCCAGCUCAAGGAUAUGCUGCUCAAGCCCCAGUCCAAGGAUAUGCCGCUCAAGCCCCAGCCCAAGGAUACGCUGCCUCUGCCCCAGUCAUCGGAGCCCCACAAGGAGAAGCCUCUUAUGCUGCCCAAGCCCCAGUUGCUGAGGCCCCACUCGCCGCUGAAGCCCCACAACAAACUUACCAACAAGUCGAACAAGUUCCAGUUGCUGCUGCUCCACAAGAGAUUGCCCAAACCUACCAAGAGCCAGCUCCAGUUCAAGCCCCAGUUGAACAAGCCACAUACCAAGCUCCACAAGCUGUCCAUGAUGUCGCCCAACAAGUUGUUGAUACCAGCUAUCAACAAGCCGCUGCUGCUUACCCAAGCCACUAA
Molecule: messenger RNA, 834 nt
Organism: Auanema sp. JU1783
Lineage: Eukaryota; Metazoa; Nematoda; Chromadorea; Rhabditida; Rhabditidae
Source: the annotation of a GenBank genome assembly